Molecule: messenger RNA, 3591 nt
Organism: Vanrija pseudolonga
Lineage: Eukaryota; Fungi; Basidiomycota; Tremellomycetes; Trichosporonales; Trichosporonaceae
Product: FAD-binding monooxygenase moxY
Exons: 17
Coding region: 1-3591 (1196 amino acids)
Biological process (GO): DNA-templated transcription
Molecular function (GO): NADP binding; flavin adenine dinucleotide binding; zinc ion binding
Source: RefSeq, a predicted model, not a curated record
AUGGCAGCAACUCAAGGCGUGUCCAUCACCGUCGCGAACGGGUCAUACAAGAAGCCCGCGCACCUCGACUUCUCGUGGGCGCCAGAGCUGUACGAGCACCCGAUCCGUGAGGCGCGGCACGUCAAGAUCAUCUGCAUCGGCGCGGGCUUCAGCGGGCUCUGCGCCGCGAUCCACUUCCAGGACAACCUCGACAACUACGACCUGACAAUCUACGAGCGGCAGGACGAUGUCGGCGGAGUAUGGCACCAGAACACUUACCCCGGCGUGGCGUGCGACGUGCCCGCGCACGCGUACCAGUUCAGCUUUGCCGAGAAGACGGACUGGUCGGCGUACUAUGCGCCCGGGGCCGAGAUUGCGGGAUACCUGCGUAACGUCGCCGAGAGCUACGGGCUGAGGAAGUACAUCCGCCUAUCGCACUCUGUGCAGUGGGCGCGGUGGGACGGCGCGCGGGACAAGUGGGUUGUGUGUGUGCGCGACGACAAGACGGGUGCAGUGGUGGAGGACGAGGCCGACUUUGUGGUGUUCGCCACGGGCCUGCUGUCCAAGCCGCUGUGGCCGAGGGAUAUCCCGGGCAGGGAGACCUACGCCGGCAAGCUCGUCCACUCGGGCGACUGGAAGGCGGCCGGCAUCGACACCGACCCCGCCUGGAGCUGGGAGGACAAGCGCGUCGGCGUCAUCGGCAUGGGCGCGAGCGGGGUGCAGCUCGUCCCCGCGCUCCAGCGGCAGGCGAAGCGCGUCGUCAACUUUGGCCGGAGCAAGCUGUGGCUGUCGGCGGGGUGGGGAUCCAGGAUGCUCCAGCAGCUCCAGGACCCAGACAAGCCGCUCCAGAGCAACUAUCACUUUACCGACGCGGAUAUCGCCCAGUUCCGUAACCCAGAGGUGUACCGCCUCUUCCGGGCCGCGAUCGAGGAGGACCUCGGGUCCACGCACGAGCUGACGCUGCGGAACCACCCGCUGCAAGACGUCUUCGCGACCAAGUUUACCCAGAUACUACGGCAGAAGACGGCCGCCAAGCCCAAGGUCGGGGACGCCAUCCUGCCCGACUUCCCAGUCGGGUGUAAGCGCUUGACGCCUGGGCCGGGGUAUCUCGAGGCCCUGUGCCAGGACAAUUGCGACCUUGUCACGGAGCGCAUUGAAUGCUUCACGCCGAGCGGCAUCCGCACCGCCGACGGCGUGGAGCACGAGCUCGACGUCGUCGUCUGCGCGACGGGCUUCGACGUGUCCUUCCGGCCCGCGUUCCCAAUCUACGGGCUGGACGGCAACAACAUGCAGGACGUGUGGGCCAAGGAGGCGCGGACGUAUCUCGGGCUGUUCGCCGCCGAGCUGCCCAACAGUUUCAACCUCCUCACGACGCAGAGCGCCGUCGGGUCCGGGAGCUUGCUCGUCGUCGCGGAGCAGCAGUGCGCGUACAUGACCAAGGCGAUCGCCAAGUGCCAGCGGGACGGGUACGGCUCGUUCGUGACCAAGCGCCGCGCCGUGGACGACUUUAUCGCCUUCACAGACGACUACUUUGCCCGUACGGUGCUGACCACCAACUGCAAGAGCUGGUACAAGGAUGGCAACGGCAUCAUCCGCGCCAUCUGGCCCGGCUCGGGCUCGCACAGCUUUGUCGCGCUCCAGCACCCCCGGUGGGAGGACUUUGAGUGGGAGAGGGUCAAAGCUAGGGGCAUGAAGCAUAGUAUGAGCUGGCUGGGGAACGGCACCGCGCCGCAGGUCGAUGGGGGCGAGGUGCAUCUCAAGAUGAGGGAGUUUUACAAGGUGAGCGAGGGAGGGGGGACAUCGCCCACCGCGCCCGCCCACCGCAUCCCCUUCGCUGCGCCGCAAGAGUUUCUCGAGACGCCCGCCGACGCGCUCCGCAUCCUCGUCGCCGCCGUCGAGGAGCAGGACCAGCGCGGCAGCUCGCCGAGCCCGUCGACGCCGCCGCGUGCGCGCGAUAGCCCGCCGACGAGGGUAUGGAGUCGCUGGGGCCCGGUGCGGGACGGGCUACUGACCACCGAUGAGGCGAACGUGCUCCUAGCGUUCUACCACGCCCACCUCGCGCCCGUGUACCCCGUCGUCCCGAUACGCCUGUUCGAGCCCGAGCACUUCCCGCUGCUGCUCCAGGAGCCGAUCCUCCUCGCGGCGAUAUGCCUCGUCGCGAGCCGCUUCCAUGACCUCGGACCUAGCUUUGAUGUCUCCGAGCCGGCGCGCUCGCGCGUCGUGCAGGGCAAGCUCGUGGGCUGGGUCAUCGCGCGGCUGGGGUACCUCACCAUGGGGGAUCCGACCUUCACCACCAUCGGCACGGUCGAAGGCCUGCUCGUGCUCUCCGAGUGGCCGCCGCGCGCGCCUGUACUCCGCGAUCCGGCGAGCACGUCGUCGUCGACGACCCGCUCCCCGCCCAGCGCGACAAAGACGUUUGACGACCUGUCCUGGAAGUUGACGGGCUUGGCGGUGCGUAUCGCGCAGGAGCUCAGCCUGCACGACGAGACGACGUACAAGGACUCUGUCGUGGCUUGGGCCGGGCGGCGGAGGCUCGAUGCAUGGCUGUACUGCCUCUCGGCCGAUCGACACGUGUCUGUCCGCCUAGGUCGCGUGUCCCUCAUCCAAGCUAAAAUGUCCACGGCAUGGUGGGAAGGCGUCAACAGCCUCAUGUACCCUUCUGUCCCUCUGUCGAGCAACAACGUCUUCGAGACGCAAGACACGUCGUGGAAGGAGUCACAGGCGACAUCCGAGAUCACUCACCUCAUCGGCUUCCUCCAAGAACUGCUCUACUACUCGCCCAACCUGACGACCGACCUAAUCCGCACGCGCCGCUUCGAGCCCAUCCUGCACCGGCUCAAGCCCGAGCUGGACAGCCUGAGCCAGUUGUUGACAGGCAUGGCGGACUACGACGUGCUCGACGAGUCGCAGCCGGGCAUGGAGGCUGAGGAGCUGCGCGAGAUCCGGAUGCGUAUCGAGGUCGACUAUGUCAGGCUGUACGCCAAUGCCAUCGGGAUGCGCGCUGCGCAUGCUCGCUUGACGCACCGGUUCAACAACCCCGAGCGAAGCCCGCUAUUCGCGACCAGCAUCCUCCGCUGGGCCGAGGGCCCGUUCAUCCUCGAGGCAGUGACGGCCGCAAUCUCCCUCCUCCGCUGCGGCGUUGCACUGCAUAAGCGACACGUACUGCGCUACUGCCCCGGCCGCACGUUCCUCCGCAUGAUGUUUGCGUCCGUCUUCCUCAUGAAGGCCAUGUCGUUCGGUGCGAUGCUGCAGGAAGUCGUCGACGUCGUCGAGCUCCAGUGGUCGCUGAUCGGGGCGUUCCGCUCCGCGGCAGUCGACGACGACCACCUCGUCGCGCAGCUCGCGUCCCUCCUCUCCCGGCUGCUCGCGCAAACGCGUCCCACCGCCGACGGUGAGCAGCCCGCCGCACAGGACGAGGGAACGCCGCCACUCGACCCGCUCGCGUUCCUCGACUUUGACCUCACCGCGAUCGGCGGGCUGCACAUGGCCGCCGCGUUUGGCGAUACCGGCAGCGGGGGCGACGACGCGUUCCACAACAUCAUCGGAUGUAACCCCAACGGCCUCGUGUCCGUAAUCGAGGGGGUGCUGGCCGGCGGCCUGCACCUUCCAUAG